Messenger RNA from Lachancea meyersii CBS 8951, 1356 nucleotides. NCBI's taxonomy places the organism in Eukaryota, Fungi, Ascomycota, Saccharomycetes, Saccharomycetales, Saccharomycetaceae. The record is from the annotation of a GenBank genome assembly.
AUGACUAUGACUCUAGUGGCUUCGAUCGGCAAGCAGCCCUUUGUCGAGGUGGCAUUCCAGUUUUUCGAAUUGGCCGUGAGUCUGUGUCCGGAAAGCUGCUUUCAGCAAUUGCUAGAAGAGGGAUGCAGCGGCAGGAAAGCGCUAGAGUUGGAACUGGAAAAAGAGAUCAUUAGCCAUCCCGAGCUGGACUUGGAAGUGGAACCUCGGUUUUUGAUGAAAAGCAUUUCGCGCAAUCAGCUUUACGACCAAUCUGCUCUGGAGCUGAAAAUCAAGCUGGUGAUUGUUUCCAAAACUGUCAUCGCUUAUCUUGACCUCUUUGACGGAGAUUUCGCAGAAGCGUUUUUCAAAUUCCGAUGGACCCUCCAGUUUUUGCAUGAAAGCCGCAGAAUUCCAAGCGUUUUUAACCUCCCCAUUGCAGUUUCUCUAGACUAUGAGCGUUCAUUGUCCCUUCUGUGUGCUAAAUCGCUCAUCAAAGGGUUCGGUGGCCUUCAAGCCUCUAAAGCAAAGAUCGCCUCAGAAUUCAAGGUUGAUCGUCUCGAUAUUUUCGAAGGAUUACUGGCAAACAUAUUAGACUGUACCGAACCUAGCAUUUUGACAUGCGGUGACGAACUGGACCAAUUUAUGAUGGACGAAAUGUUCACCGUCCUGGGCCAAAUAGAAAAAUGCAUAGCUUUUCUGAAAGGGCCAUUAUGCGAGGUAGAAGAUUUUGGCAUUUCGAAAAGUUACGCCAUCAGGCCGCAAAGAAGUCAUAUUGACGGUAUGAUUCGUAAGUUUAUUCUCGCAUCUACUUUCAAAUUGUCUGGAGACCCCACUUAUGUCCGCUGUUUCGAUAAAAUUCUGGAGGGAAUAAUCCUAUAUGGUGGAAUCCAUCUGUGUAUCAUAGCAUUCUUCCUUGAGCUUAAAAGAUUCCAUCAGGCAGAGUUUGUGUUGAGCCGUUCAACGCAGCAACCCGCCCGAAUCGUGAAAUCAUCGUAUGCAGCGCUUGCGGAAGAGCUUACAGAAGACUGGGAUAAGAUGGAAGCUUUUAACGCCGGUUCAAAAUAUCUUCAGUGCCCCCAAGUUCUCAUGAAAGCAAGCGGUAAUGGACUGAUAAUGGUGAACACACUUUAUGAAGAGUCGGAUAAGGAACAUAACCACGAAAUAACACUUUUACUCAGCGCUGCCAAACUCAAGGCAAAACGUAAAAUUUAUGGAAAGCCACAGACCCAUCAGCAGUUCUCGAAAGCCCAGUGGCAGAAAGGUGUCUCCUGGGUGCGAUUUUGGGAGAAUUGCUAUCUGGAUAACAAAGGAGACAUGCCAUGUGAGCUCGGAAAAUUGUUGCAUGAUAUAUAUGACCCUUCGUUUUCCUCUCAAUGA